AUGGGUGGAGGCCACGACAUGCACGGCAGCCCCAACGGCGGCGUGAAGGGCUUCGUGUCCGGCCUCGUUAACGGCGGCAAAGGCCACGGCUACGGGUCAUCGUACGGCCAGGGGCACGGCUACGGCGGCGGCCAUGUACAGGGCUACCAGCAGGGAUACGACGGGCAUGGACAGAGCUACGAGACCGGGUACGGCGGGCAUGCGCAGCACGGGCACGGCGGCUACGAGCACGGGUACGGCGGCGGGCAUGUGCAGCAGGGACACGGGCACGGCCACGAGCACGGGUACGGCGGACACGGGCAGCAGCACGGAUACGGCGGCGGCCACGCGCAGCUCGGGUACCCUCCCGCUGCCGGCGCCUACCCUCCACACGGCGGAUACCAGGCGCACGGCUACGCGCCGGCGGCCUACCCCUCUCACGGGGGGCACCAGGGUCACAUGGGAUCAUACCACACCGGGCAUGGCGGCGGGCACCACCACGGCGGCAAGUACCACGGCGGCAAGUACAACGGCGGCAAGCACGGCAGGUAUGGGGCCAUUUGCGCUACUCUGGUAAGAUUUCAUUUUCUCUUGCACAUCCUCCCUGGUGACUUUCUUGGAUGUCGCGCCCUUAAGAAAAUCCCUGAAAGCUUCAGCCCACUUAAAUUCAGUGCCCUUGGAAGCCGGGACGUUGUAGUUUUUCUUUCGGCACAAUUAGAGGCCGCUUCAAUCUGUGCAUGA
Triticum turgidum subsp. durum (durum wheat) is the source of this 720-nucleotide messenger RNA. Lineage: Eukaryota; Viridiplantae; Streptophyta; Magnoliopsida; Poales; Poaceae. The record is from the annotation of a GenBank genome assembly.